Molecule: messenger RNA, 1479 nt
Organism: Eimeria tenella
Lineage: Eukaryota; Apicomplexa; Conoidasida; Eucoccidiorida; Eimeriidae
Product: endonuclease/exonuclease/phosphatase domain-containing protein, putative
Exons: 6
Coding region: 1-1479 (492 amino acids)
Biological process (GO): nuclear-transcribed mRNA poly(A) tail shortening
Cellular component (GO): nucleus; cytoplasm; CCR4-NOT complex
Molecular function (GO): poly(A)-specific ribonuclease activity
Source: RefSeq, a predicted model, not a curated record
AUGAAUCUUCCUAGCUGCAGAGAAGCUGCUGCGAAGCAGCCACAGCGGCCAGCAGCAGCAGCAGCAGCAAAAGCAGCAGCAGCAGAAACUGCUCUCUCAAGAGCCCACAACAGCAGCAGCAGCAGCGGCAGAAGGAGCAGCAGCAGCUGCAGCAACACCACCGCCAGCAGCAGCACGGGCGUCGCCAGCGCCUUCAGCAGCCCCCCAGGGGCCCCCACGCUGUCCCACCCUGCAGCAGCAGCAGCAGCAGCAGCAGCAGCAGCAAAAGCGGCGCUGCCUCCUCAGGCACGAAUGAUGCCCGCUGAGGGAUGCAGCAGCAGCAGCAGCAGCAGCGACACCAGAAGCAACAGCAGCGGCGACAGCAGCAGCAAGGAACUUUUAUCUAGGCCGAAAGGAGCUCCAGCAGCAGCAGCAGCAGCAGCAGCAGAUGGCGCUUCUGCAGUGGGACCAGAAGCAGCAGCAGCAGCAGCAGCUGCUGCUGCUGCAGACGAGCAUUCCUCCACCGAAGAGUGCCAAGGGAGACCAGCAGCAGCAGCAGCAGCAGCAGCAGCAGCGCCACAAGCAGGCGCAGGCGAAGAAGCCCCUGCCUCUGGCGUUGAGAAGCCACUUGCAGCAGCAGCAGCAGCAGCAGCUCCUGCUGCUGCAGCAGCAGCAGCAGCAGCAGCAGUAUCGAUUGUUCGCUGCCACAUCUCUUGGUGUGGGGCCCCACAGGGCCCCAUGGUGCCUGUGGAAGGGUUUGAGAUGAGGCCUUUGCUGCUGUUUAGGGAGGUGGAGCCCGAGGCUUACGGGGAGUUUUUGCUGCCAGCUUUAUCGCCUUUGGGGUACUUGGGGGUUUACAAACGCCGUGCUGCUGCAGUGUUUGCUGCCAGCAGCAGCAGCAGCAGCGGCCGCUACACCAACGACGGAGUAGCAGCAUUUUAUUUGCAAGACAAGUUUGUCUUGAGGGACUCUGCUGCAGUGGAGUUUGCUGCUUUUGCGCGCGCUGCGCACUGCAGCAGCCAACAGCAGCAGCAGCAGCAGCAGCAGCAGCAGCAGCACGAGCACCCUGCUGCUGCAGCAGACAGGAAGCUCCACCACGGGGACUCCAGGAGGUUCAUGAAGGACAACGUCGCGCUCCUGCUGCUGCUCGAACUCAAGCAGGACCAGCAGCCAUACCCCCGCCAGCCCCGAAUCCAACGACGUCAAACUUUGGCAAACGCAAACGCUGCUCGCGGCGGGUGUUUGCUGCGGGGCGCCGGGGUGUACGUACACCUGGAGCCCGCCUUCACAAACUUCACUCCCAACUUCUGCGGCUGUUUGGAUUACAUUUUCUUUUCCGCGGACUUUUUGCUGCUGGCGGAGCUGCAGCAGGAACUGGAGCCCGCGCAGCUGCUGCAGGAGGCUGAGUCUCUUUAUUUGCGCUCCCCCUUUCUGCCUUCUCCUUUGCGGCCCUCAGACCACAUAUCGCUCUUUGCGAGGUUUAAAUGGCUUGGCGACUAA